UAAUGAAAAAUGAUAAUGGUUAUCGUAAUUGAUGCAGGUGGUUAUGGAGUGGCCACCGGAGGACCGAUGGCGUGGGGUCUUUGCUAUAACAAAGAACUUAGUCCUAGCCAAUCAUACUGUGACGACUUCUACAAAUUCACCUAUCCUUGCACUCCUGGUGCUGAAUACUAUGGUCGUGGUGCUAUUCCUAUUUACUGGAACAACAACUAUGGAGCUACUGGGGAAGCCCUAAAUGUUGAUCUGUUGAACCAUCCUGAAUACAUUGAGCAGAAUGCAACCCUUGCUUUCCAGGCUGCAAUAUGGAGGUGGAUGACAGCAAUCAAGAAGGCACAGCCUUCCGCCCAUGAUAUUUUUGUUGGAAACUGGAAGCCCACCAAGAACGAUACCAUGGAGAAGCGGAUUCCUGGUUUCGGCACCACCAUGAAUGUCCUUUACGGAGAUAGUGUUUGUGGCCAAGGUGACAUUGAUUCCAUGAACGACAUCAUCUCUCAUUACCUUUAUUACCUCGACUUGAUGGUAGUUGGCCGAGAGGAGGCAGGCCCGCAUGACGUACUGUCUUGUGGAGAGCAGAAAGCUUUCAACCCGACCACUACCACCACUGCUGCUUCUUCUUGAGGUAUGCAAAUCCAUUGUUGUGGCCGUCCAUUGGUUGAUGAUACUCUUCAAAGAAGAACCAUAAAUAAGAAGGGCAACUAAAGAUAUUCUAUUGCUUUGAGUGAUUAGUCAACUUUGAUUGUGUGAAGCCCAAUUUAGUGUUGAGAUUUAUAAAAAUUCUGGAUUGAUUUUGUGCA
Molecule: messenger RNA, 791 nt
Organism: Camellia sinensis
Lineage: Eukaryota; Viridiplantae; Streptophyta; Magnoliopsida; Ericales; Theaceae
Source: RefSeq, a predicted model, not a curated record